Striga hermonthica is the source of this 366-nucleotide messenger RNA. Lineage: Eukaryota; Viridiplantae; Streptophyta; Magnoliopsida; Lamiales; Orobanchaceae. The record is from the annotation of a GenBank genome assembly.
AUGUCCUACAGCCGUAAUCGUGAUUUCAUGUUCUGCGAGAUGUGCGGGACGAUGUUGUCUUUCGAUUCUACUAAGUAUGCUCGAUGCCCGCUGUGCAAAUUCAAGAAACGGCUCAAAGAGAUAGCUGGAAAAGAGAUCAAAUAUACUAUCAGUGCUGAGGAUAUGAGGCGAGAGCUCGGAAUAUCUUCACUCGACGACAUUGAAGAAGAGAGGGAACUAAAACAAAUGGAUUAUAACGCGAAGUGCAGAGCGUGCCAACAUCUUGGCAUGGCUUACGUUGCCAGACAGAUAAGAUCUGCUGAUGAAGGGCAAACGAUCUUUUACACGUGCCCCGUCUGUGCCCAUAAGCAAACUGAAAACUCAUAG